Hemicordylus capensis (graceful crag lizard) is the source of this 3104-nucleotide messenger RNA. RefSeq lists its product as uncharacterized. Gene Ontology annotation, molecular function: nucleic acid binding. The transcript is spliced from 3 exons. The record is from RefSeq and is a predicted model, not a curated record. Gene Ontology annotation, biological process: DNA integration. The coding region runs from base 1 to 1644 and encodes 547 amino acids. NCBI's taxonomy places the organism in Eukaryota, Metazoa, Chordata, Lepidosauria, Squamata, Cordylidae.
AUGGUGGAUUUCUUGAUUAAUACUGGUGCCACGCACUCAGUGAUGACUGAAAAAUAUGAAGGAAGACUAGGGGAAAGAAUUGUGCCUAUUAUUGGAGUGAAUGGACAAAAAUUACACAAACCCUUUCUCCAGCCGAUGGACUGUGAAGUGGGGAAUCGGCAGCUCUCUCAUCAAUUCCUUUAUAUGCUGGAAUGCCCUCUCCUACUCUGCGGCAGCGACAUGCUUUGUAAAAUGAGAGCAGAGCUGGAGAUCUCUCCAGGGAGAAUCACUCUGUAUGUGUCCAAGGAGGAGGGAUGGCAGUGGCAGGCAUGUUUGCUGGGAAUGGGAAAGGAGAGGAAUGCCUGCUCCAUUCAGGAGAAAGUUUUGAAUGCUGUAUUUCCAUUAGUCUGGGCAGGUGAAGCACCAGGGAGGGCUUGGUUUGUUCCACCAGUGCACAUUGAAUUGGAGGAGAACGUGGUCCCUCCACGGAUCCUGCACUACCCAGUAAGACUGGAGACCUGGCUAGGGCUCCAGCACACUAUCCAGAGGUUUCUAAAGUAUGGACCUUUGAGGGAAUGCCAGGUCCCAUUUAACACGCCAGUUUUGCCUGUGAAAGGGGUGACAACAGGAGAAUAUCGAGUGGUGUGGGAUCUGAGAGCAGUGAAUCAGGUUGUCGAAGAUCAACGCAAGGCUGGCUACGCUGUGGUGUCAGACUAUGGAGUCUUGGAAGCCGGACCACUCGUGCCAGGAUGGAUAGAAGCUUUCCCAUGCUGCACCUGCAAGGCCAGAGAAGUCACCAAGAAACUGCUGAAGGAGACUAUCCCCAGGUUUGGCCUGCCCUACUUGGUUGGCUUGGACAAUGGACCAUCCUUUGUGUCUCAGGUUGUUCAACAGGUGUCCAAGGCUUUGGACAUCACCGGGAAACUCCAUGCAGCAUAUAGGCCUCAGAGCAGUGCCAAAGUGGAAUGGGCCAAUCAGAUCUUGAAGCAACACCUGUCCAAAAUUUGUCAAGAAACUUCCCUAAAGUGGAUAGAUGCCCUCCCCCUUGCCUUACGCAGGGUUAGGGUGGUUCCAAAGGGAAGAUUAGGCAUAAGCCCUUUUGAGCUUACAUAUGGUAGGCCCAUCCCUAUCACUGCUCCCACCUUUUCAUCUAAUGCUGUAGUUGUAAUAGAAGAUAAUGUAAUGAAACAGUAUAUAUCUGGUCUCUGGGCUGCCUCUUCUUCUCUCUGUAGGUAUGUGCAACAACACCUUCCUAAAUCCCUGGAUGGUCCUGUGCAUCCUUUCAAUCCAGGGGAUCUGGUCCUGAUUCGCACAUGGAAGGAGGAGAGCCUAAAACCAAGGUGGCAAGAUCCAUAUCAGGUCCUGUUAACCACACAUAACUGUCUGAAGGUUGAAGGGGUAAAGCCUUGGAUCCAUCACACCUGGGUAAGAUACCCAGCCAAAAACACUACAUCCAAAAACACAACAUCACACUGUCAGGGCAGGAGUAGCCAAGAUUCUCCAAUGCAGGAGCAAGGCCUACCCACAGACAACCACCAGGACAGCCAAGGUCCAGCCUCGAGGGAGAAUAACAACAGUAAGACAGAGGACUGCCAGGACAGCCAAAGUCCUGCCCCACAGGAGAAACAGAGGAAAGGGGCAAAGCAGAAUUACGAGACUGCCUGAAAUGGCUUUUCACAAGGGAGUCUUAGUUUUAGGAUUCUUAGGGAUCCUAAGGCUGACCAUUGCCUCAUACUGGCUGUGGAGGGUUCAAGAACACACUACUGGACUAAACACUUUUGAAACACUAAAACUCCAAUUGGUAAAGGAAUUAAAUAUAUCAAACUGUUGGAUUUGUGCUCAGAUAUCCCAUCAUGCUGAAGGUUUGCCCUGGAAGGCAUUACCCUAUGGGUGGCCAGAAGAAUGCCAUAUGUUACAACAGUUGGGCUAUCUGAGACACAUGAGUAAUGGUGAGACCACUGUAAUGGCUGCAUUGCUUUAAAAUUGCUCCAUGGAACAGGAUAACAGCACAAUCCCCACUCCAGUCAGACUUAGAGACCCUCCAGAGGGUUUUGUCUGUUACGCACAAAAUAAAAAUAAAGUAAAAAUCCCUGCUAACUUGGCAAAGAGACACCUUUUAAUGUGGUGAUUCUCUUUAUUUAGCAGGGGGAGAGUAACUGGCCCCAUCCACCCCCAGCACAGUACCUCAAGUGACUGUUGCUGGUGUCUAUCUUAUGUUUAUUUUUAGAUUGUGAGCCCUUUUGGGACAGGGUCCAUCUUAUUUAUUUGUUAUUUCUCUGUGUAAACUGCCCUGGGCCAUUUUUGGAAGGUCAGUAUAGAAAUCGAAUGAAUAAAUAAAAUAAAUAAAUUUUAAAAAUGAAGAACCAUACUUGGUUCGCAGGUCAAAGCACCUGCACCUGCACCUGCACACUAUCUGUAUACCAGAAUUGCUCUAUUAAUGUGGGAGGCCAGACAACCAUCCCUAGCCUAAGUUUGACAACAAUCAACCUGAUAAAGGAGGGAAGGAACGGCAUUGUGGCAAAUGGCAACAUUUGGUGGGUUUGUGGUUGAAGCGCCUAUAAAUGGCUUCCACAGGGUUGGUAUGGGUCCUGUUACAAGGCAUCCCUUGUUCCACUGUUCAGGUUUAUGAAGAAACAACCCCCAGGUUGCCCACGGAGAGAUGAACCGUUAAAAAUAAUCUUAGAGCGGGAUAGGUUUGGAAUGGUAAUGCUCCCCAGGUAUGGUACAGGCAAAUUGGCAACCACGUACAAUCAGAUGUCAACGUUUCUCUCCAAAUUUGUCAAUGAAACUCUAAAGGUUUGAAUGAGACCAAUCUUGAGCUGUAUCAGGUUAGAAUGAUUACCUUGCAAAACAGACAAGCAUUAGACUACGUAUUAGCUUCCCAAGGGGGAACAUGUGCAGCAAUCAAGGAAGAAUGUUGUACUUUCAUCCCUGAUAACUCUAAGGUAUUAAUACCCAGCUCUUGCCUGCAGAACAGGCAUACAAACAGUGGGAAGAGCAGAAUAAUAGUCACAGAGGAGAUUCUCACAAUCCACUAAAAGCGGGCUAAGGGAGCCUAGCCCGCUUUUAGUGGAUUGUCUGCUGCCACAGUAGCCGUGCGGCUCCCGGCAGCAAGCCCCACUAAU